AUGGCGCGAACAACUACCAAGAGAAAUGUCUCUGCAGCAACACGACCACAAAGAAAGAAUCCAUUGAGAUUUAAACCAGGUAACUCUGGACCGAAAUAUAACAGGCCCAACGCAGCAGGUCCUAAAAAAACGGAUCAUAUGAUAGCUGCAACUUCUACUAACGCGAAUCAAACAUCUAACUCUGAUAAAUCUUCUAAAUUUCUCCCAAUGUCUGGUCAUGAAAUGAACGCAGCUAAGUACAUUAUGGAACUAACGAGAUUAGGUUACUCGUUUGACAAAGUACAAAAAGGCUCCAAAUCAAAUUACAACUUUCUAUCAAAAAUGUAUAAUGCCCUUAGACUACCCGUUAAUAUUGACUCUGGUGACAUAUCGUCAAAUGAAGAGAAUGAUGUGAAAAUAGCAGUUAAAGAGAAUUUACUUACAAAGCCAACUGCUUUCCAAAAUUCUAUUGAAAAGCAAGAGACACCAAAGCUAUCACAAAAUGAAACCGAAGCCACAGAAUUUAAUCAAAGUACCUCUGCACCAAAUGUUUCUAAUACUAAAAAUAGGUCGUUCGCACUGCCAGAGGAACGGGAACUAACGGCAAUCGAUUCAAUUGCAUCAGAAAUGAAUGAAGAAAAGCUUGGAAUGGCAUUAUAUGAGCAGACAUCCCGUAUACUCAUGAAGACGAGGCUAAAUUUACUGAAGCUAAAGGCUGCAGCAAACAAAAGAGUACCGAAGUUUAGCAAAGAACUGGAAGCGUCUCUCAAAAAGAAGAAAGAUUUACUGAUUUCAGAUAUUGAAAGUUUCUAUUCCACAAUUGGGUUACGAGAUGAGUUCGCUCCAGGAAUGAACGAUGAUUUCAUCGAAUUGGGAGAUUCUUUUAUGGAUAAAAGCAACCACGACGAACAUAUAGUCAAUGAUGAAAACGAACUGCCGAAACGUCUACAAAGUCCGGAUCAACAUAUCAGUAUGGCGAACUCUAAAACUUAUCAACUCAAUCUCAAUCAAGCUAGUAACGGCCUAGUAGAACCAUCCACAAUCAUACAGGACAGUGUCAUUAAAUUAAAGAAGUCUACACCAGAUCACUUUACCCCGUAUCAAUCCCUCAAUUUAACGAAAAGAACUCAACCUAAUACUUAA
Kluyveromyces lactis is the source of this 1122-nucleotide messenger RNA. RefSeq lists its product as uncharacterized. The coding region runs from base 1 to 1122 and encodes 373 amino acids. The record is from RefSeq and is a predicted model, not a curated record. NCBI's taxonomy places the organism in Eukaryota, Fungi, Ascomycota, Saccharomycetes, Saccharomycetales, Saccharomycetaceae. The transcript has a single exon.